AUGCAUCCACAAAACCUCCUCGUCGCAGCCCUAUCCCUGGGCGCGGCUGUCCUGGCCGCACCCACCGACCUAGCUGCUCGCACAGCUAGAACCAGUGCGCCCGCAGGCUGCCUGACCGUCGGCUCCAAUGGGAAGUACUCGACUAUUGGCGCUGCCCUGACUGCCCUCGGCACUUCCUCUGCACCGGCUUGUAUCUAUGUCGCAAGCGGCACCUACAAGGAGCAGCUCGUUGUCAACUAUCCCGGUGCUCUGACGAUGUAUGGCCAGACUACCGAUGUGGAUACGUACAAGGAGAAUACCGUGACGAUCACCCACACGAUCUCUUCGCCCGUAGCUGGUUCGUUGGAUAAGAGUGCAACUGUGAAUGUUGUCACCUCUCUGUUCAAGAUGCACAACAUCAAUGUGGCGAACGAGUUCGGAAAGGGUGCACAGGCUGUUGCAAUCGUCGCCAAUGCCGAUAAACUCAGCUUCUACGCAUGCCAGUUUGUUGGUUACCAGGAUACCGUGUAUGCUAAGGCGGGAACACAGUACUAUGCCAACUCCAAGAUUGAGGGAGCCGUGGACUACAUCUUCGGUGAUGCCUCUGCCUGGUUCAAUAACUGCGACAUCAUCUCCAAUGGCCCGGGCGUUGUCACUGCCAGUUCGCGUGAAGUAGCCAGCGACGAGACCUGGUUUGUAUUUGAGGACUGCAAUGUCAAGGCUGCGUCUCUUGCUGUCGCCGAUGGCACGGUAUACCUUGGCCGUCCUUGGAGAGUCCUUGCUCGCGUCAUCUACCAGAACUCCAACCUGGGCAGUUUGAUCAAUGCCAAGGGGUGGACCACAAUGGCGCAGGGUGCUACACCGGCUUACUAUGAGUACAACAACUCUGGUGCUGGAUCGAGUACUUCUGCACGCCAGUUCUUGUCUCCUAUCUCGGCGCCAGUCACCAAGGAGACCGUUUUGGGAAGUGAUUACGCUUCUUGGAUUUGA
Messenger RNA from Penicillium digitatum Pd1, 969 nucleotides. RefSeq names its product putative pectin methylesterase (gene pmeA). Lineage: Eukaryota; Fungi; Ascomycota; Eurotiomycetes; Eurotiales; Aspergillaceae. The record is from RefSeq and is a predicted model, not a curated record. Gene Ontology annotation, molecular function: pectinesterase activity. Gene Ontology annotation, biological process: pectin catabolic process; cell wall modification.